Arachis stenosperma is the source of this 1300-nucleotide messenger RNA. Its product is annotated as probable carboxylesterase 15. Gene Ontology annotation, molecular function: hydrolase activity. Lineage: Eukaryota; Viridiplantae; Streptophyta; Magnoliopsida; Fabales; Fabaceae. The transcript is spliced from 2 exons. The record is from RefSeq and is a predicted model, not a curated record. Bases 82 to 1065 code for a protein of 327 amino acids.
UGAUACUCUCUACUUUACAUACGUAAUUGAUCCAUUAAAAUUUAAAACAUCCAACAUCCUUUUGCUUCACAAAGAGAAAAAAUGUCCAACACGUUGGAUUCCAAGCCCACCUUAGUGGAUGAUUGUCGUGGUGUUCUUCAUGUGUACAGUGAUGGUGCUAUAGUGCGUUCUUCCAAUCCAAGUUUCAAUGUUCCUGUCCAAGACGACGGCACCGUUUUGUGGAAAGAUGUCAUUUUUUAUCCUACCCAUGACCUUUGGCUUCGGCUCUACAAGCCAGCCGCUUCGUGCCACUCCGGCUCCAAGCUUCCCAUAUUUUACUAUAUCCACGGCGGCGGCUUUUGCAUCGGCUCCCGCACGUGGCCUAAUUGUCAAAACUAUUGUUUUCGGCUAGCUUCUGAGCUUCAAGCCGUGGUCGUUGCCCCAGAUUAUCGGCUCGCUCCCGAGAAUCGGCUCCCAGCUGCAAUUGAGGAUGGCUACACGGCCAUCAAGUGGCUUCAAGCCCAAGCUGUGAGCGACAAGCCGGAUCCAUGGUUGAAUGGAGUGGGUGAUUUCAGCCGAGUGUUCAUAUCCGGCGACUCAGCCGGUGGAAACAUAGCUCACAAUUUGGCUGUUAGGCUCGGCUCCAAGUCGCUGGAGUUGGCGCCAGUUCAGGUGAAAGGCUAUAUUCUAUUGGCACCUUUCUUUGGUGGAACUAUCCGAACCAAAUUAGAAGCUGAAGGACCUAAAGAUGCUUUUCUCAAUUUGGAACUCAUUGACAGGUUCUGGAGGCUUUCAAUACCUGUUGGGGAAAACACUGAUCAUCCACUUGUGAAUCCAUUUGGACCAAUUAGCAAGAGUCUUGAAACAAUUGAUCUUGACCCAAUUCUAGUGGUGGUUGGAGGGAGUGAUUUGCUUAGAGACAGGGCAGAGGAUUAUGCAAUGAAACUCAAGGAUUUGGGUAAAGAUGUUGAGUAUGUAGAAUUUGAAGGACAACAACAUGGUUUCUUCACCAUUAAUCCCAACUCAGAGCCAUCAAAGAAGUUGAUGUUGGUCAUCAAACAUUUCAUAAAUAAGUAUUCUGCCUAAGUUUCAAGGAUUCCAACACCACUAUUGCUCCUACUUGAAUGUUCCAUAUACUCAAUGAAUAAGAAUUUAGAAGCUACUAAAAAAACUUUUUCAUUCAAAAUUUAGUAAAACCCUUUUACUUUGUUUUAUUUUUAUUUCUUAGAGUAUGUUUACUUGGAAUCAUUCCUAUCAAAAAAUUGUCUUGAUGAAUUUCAUUUAGUCAUAAAAAAAGUCUCACUAAUCUAUCUUUACUUUA